Messenger RNA from Caenorhabditis briggsae, 1071 nucleotides. Bases 1 to 1071 code for a protein of 356 amino acids. The record is from RefSeq and is a predicted model, not a curated record. The transcript is spliced from 4 exons. Gene Ontology annotation, cellular component: membrane. Lineage: Eukaryota; Metazoa; Nematoda; Chromadorea; Rhabditida; Rhabditidae. Gene Ontology annotation, molecular function: G protein-coupled peptide receptor activity.
AUGAAGUUAACAAAACAAGAAUUAAUUCAAGUUACUGAGCAAGCCGAAUUCUCAUUCUUUUUCGACCUAAUCGCUCGAUAUGCGAAUAUAAUUGUAUCGAUUUUUGGCCUAAUCACAAAUUCAAUUCAUUUAUCGAUUUUGACACAAAAAUCGCUAAAAUCGAAUUCCGUUUUUUUGAUAAUGGCAAUGAUUGCAUUUUUCGAUUUAAUUCUAUUAUUUUCUCUUCUCGCUGCUGAUAUCUUGUAUAUUCUUGAAUAUAACGACGAUGAUUAUUGUUCGGGCUUACAUUAUUAUGAAUUUGGUAUUGCUUCAAUAUUUACAAAUCUCUUCACAAUAUUUUCUCGUUUUAUGGUCAUGUGGAUGACAGUUGCAAUGGCACUUUUGAGAAUUAUAUCACUCAAGUUUGCCAUGAGUUCUUGGUCGGAAAAACUAUCAAAACCAUCGACGGCCUAUUUGAUAUUAUUGAUUUUUGCAUUUCUUGGAUUUUCCUACUGUUUCGCCCAUUAUCUUUUGGUUUAUAACAUCAGGAAAACCCCAGACUUCUUUAUGUGUGAUUUUCCAAGACAUAUACUCACAAAACCACAAUACACAUUGGCUGGAGAAAGAAAAAAUCAUGAAGCUCUGGAAUUUUUCAAUUUUCUAGAUGAAAUCGAUCGAUUUCUGCAGGCCUUUAUGUACAUUUUCUGUACAGUUUGCUUGGCGAUUUUUCUGAGGAAACGAGCGAAAAAUCGAAUAUUACAAAAUCGAGAAGAGCAUGAAAGAGGCGAGAGAACGGAAGGAUUGAUUUUUGUGACCAUUUUUUCAUUUGUGAUUGCAAGAGUUCCAAUGAUAAUCUACACUUUGUGGAUACGAUUUUCAGAUUUUUGGUCGCCACGAUUUUUUAUCACAUUGGCAAUGACAACAAUGGUAAUUUUUCAAACAAUAAAUGCAAGUAUUCAAUUAUUCAUCUGCUUCUUUAUGUCCACACCAUAUCGAGAUGUUGCCAAAAAAAUGUAUUUCUGCGAAAGGAGUAACACGCGAAUCGUUCCAUCUAACCAGUAUGCUGUCAGUGAAGCUGAAAAUUAUAGUUGA